This is a messenger RNA of Capsicum annuum, 1179 nucleotides long. RefSeq names its product putative late blight resistance protein homolog R1A-3. Gene Ontology annotation, molecular function: ADP binding. The transcript has a single exon. Bases 1 to 480 code for a protein of 159 amino acids. Gene Ontology annotation, biological process: defense response to fungus. The record is from RefSeq and is a predicted model, not a curated record. NCBI's taxonomy places the organism in Eukaryota, Viridiplantae, Streptophyta, Magnoliopsida, Solanales, Solanaceae.
AUGCCGGGUUCGGGCAAAACUACUUUGGCGUACAAAUUAUUCAAUGAUGAAUCAGUUUGUAGUCAUUUCGACUGUCGUGCAUGGUGCACAGUCAACCAAGAAUAUGAUGAGAAGAAGUUGUUGGUGAACCUUUUCAAUCAAGUGGCGGGCUCGGAUUUGAAGUUCAGCGAGGAUAUUGAUGUCACUGAUAUGCUACGGAAACAACUGUUUGGAAAGAGGUACCUGAUUGUGCUAGAUGACGUGUGGGAUACUAAUACAUGGGAUGAUUUAAAAAGACCUUUCCCUAAAGCUGAGAAAGGAAGUAGAAUUAUUUUGAUGACUCGGCAAAAGGAAGUGGCUUUUCAUGGAAAGGGCAACGCUGAUCCUCUUAACCUUCGAUUGCUAACACCAGAAGAAAGUUGGAAGUUAUUAGAGAAAAGGGCAUUUGGAGAACAGAGUUGCCCUGAUGAACUAUUGGAUGUUGGAAAAGAAAUAGCCUAAAAUUGUAAGGGACUUCCUUUGGUGUCUGAUCUGAUUGCUGGAGUCAUUGCAGGGAGGGAAAAGACAAAGUCAGUGUGGCUUGAAGUUCGAAAUAAUUUGAAUUCCUUUAUUUUGAACAAUUAAGUUGAUGUGAUGAAGGUUAUAGAAUUAAGUUAUGACCAUUUACCUCAUCAACUGAAGCCAUGCUUUCUCAACCUUGCAAGAUUUUCGAAGGACACAAAAACCAACAGAAAUGGGUUGAAAAUAUAUUGGCGUGCUGAAGGGCUUGUUGAAUGGACAGAGAUGAUGAGUGUGGAAGAAGUGAUGGAAAUUUAUUUGGAUAAUUUAAUUUCCAGUAGCUUGGUAAUUGAUUUCAGUGAGAUAGGUGAUUACCCGACUUGCCAACUUUAUGAUCUUGUGCACGACUUUUGUUUGAUAAAAGCAAGAGAGGAAAAGUUGUUUGUCUGGAUAAGUUCAAGUGAUCCAUCUUCUUCUUCAGAUUUGAUGCCACAUAUGGUAAAAAUUGAUUAUGAUAAGGAGCACUUUGAUAUUAACAAUUUGGUCCUGUUCAGUUCAAAAAUGAAAAGGCAUUCUAGUAAACACCUCUAUUCUUUGUUGAUAAAUGGAGACAAGAUGGAAGAUCGUCUUUGUUGAGGCUUCUUAGAGUGUUGAUCCUGUAUCCCUCCUUUAUGAUGGUGAAAGAUUCUUUUCUGAAUGAAA